AUGCCAGCCGACCGCAAGCCCAACGUCCACGCCACCUCGUCAUCGCCCAAGGAGCCCAAGCCGCGCACGCGCAACAGCGAGCAGAAACGCCAGCAGUGGACCCCGGCCGAGGACCGCAUCUUCGCCCAGCUCGUGGCCGACGUCGCGCGCCCGCUCCUCUGGGCGGCGGUGCAGGCUGACGGCCGGCUGGCGCACAAGACGAACGGGAGCAUCCACAGCCAUCUCACGUUGCUUCUCGGGAAGGGCGCGGGCAAGUGA
Vanrija pseudolonga is the source of this 258-nucleotide messenger RNA. RefSeq lists its product as uncharacterized. Bases 1 to 258 code for a protein of 85 amino acids. Lineage: Eukaryota; Fungi; Basidiomycota; Tremellomycetes; Trichosporonales; Trichosporonaceae. The record is from RefSeq and is a predicted model, not a curated record. The transcript is spliced from 3 exons.